This is a messenger RNA of Penicillium cinerascens, 1728 nucleotides long. Its product is annotated as MFS transporter. Lineage: Eukaryota; Fungi; Ascomycota; Eurotiomycetes; Eurotiales; Aspergillaceae. Gene Ontology annotation, molecular function: transmembrane transporter activity. The record is from RefSeq and is a predicted model, not a curated record. Gene Ontology annotation, biological process: transmembrane transport. Gene Ontology annotation, cellular component: membrane. Bases 1 to 1728 code for a protein of 575 amino acids. The transcript is spliced from 11 exons.
AUGUCCGCGCGAUCGCCCUCACCCCCCGCCCCCGGCAUUCGCGCCGAGGCCGAUACCGAUACCGAAAAGCCAGUCCAUGGCGACAAUCCACGCCGGUCUAUGGAGAAUAGCUCGUCCGAACAGAGGGAAAGUAAAGAAGAGGAGAACGGGGCAUUUGCACCGAUUGCAUGCCCCCCCACGCACGAGCGCGGGCUGCAGAAGCAGAGAUCGACUGCGUCGCGAUCGUUGGAGCGGAACUGGUCGCUAAAUGAUGGGGUUAGUUUAGGCGGUAAUAAGUUCGGGGAGGAGGAUGGUGAAGCUGGGGAUGGGGAGUCGGGGUAUGUUGUUGGGUGGGAGGAGGGUGACGCGAUGAAUCCAAGGAAUAUGAACAAGGCACGGAAGUGGUUGAUUGUUGUGAUUGUUUCUAUGGGGUCGCUGUGUGUGACUUGCACGUCGUCGAUGUAUACCACGACGUAUGACCAGUUGAUGAAAGAGUUCAAUUGCUCACAGGAAGUGGCGACGUUGGGAUUGUCCUUGUUUAUCUGGGGUCUUGGAAUUGGACCGCUUUUCCUCAGUCCAUUAUCCGAGUUCUACGGCCGAAGGAAAAUCUACAUCGUCUCCUUUUCGCUGUUCCUGAUCUGGCUCAUUCCCUGCGCAGUGGCGAAGAACAUCCAGACCAUGAUCGUGUGCCGCUUCUUCAAUGGGUUGGCAGGAAGUGCUUUCCUCAGUGUUGCUGGUGGCACGGUGGGUGAUCUGUUUGAUCGACAUGAACUUGGCUUCCCCAUGAUGCUGUACACAGCAAGUCCCUUCAUUGGCCCCGAGGUUGGACCUCUUGUUGGCGGCUUUAUCAAUGAGUUCACUACCUGGCGAUGGACAUUCUAUGUCCUUCUCAUUUGGACUGGCGUCUUGCUCGUCUCGAUAGUUUUCCUUGUCCCGGAGACAUACCAUCCAGUGCUCAUGAGGCACAAAGCGCAGAAACUCCGCAAGGAGACCGGAGAUGACCGAUGGAUAGCCCCUAUCGAAAAGAUGAAUCGAUCGGUAGCGCAAACAGUCCUGCGAUCCAUGUAUCGCCCUAUUCUUCUUUUGGCACUAGAGCCUAUGUGCCUGAAUCUGUGUAUUUUUUCGGCCAUUCUAUUGGGUAUUCUCUACCUCUUUUUCGGAGCCUUCCAAUUGGUCUUCGAAACCGUGUACGGCAUGUUAUUGUGGCAGCGAGGCCUCUGCUUCCUGGGUCUCUUUGUUGGCAUGGUCUUCGCGAUCCUGUCAGAUCCCUUUUGGCGGCGGAACUAUGCGCGUCUGGAGCGAAAUUACCAGAAGACCACGAAUAAGCCGGACGAGUUUCAGCCCGAGUGGCGACUGCCUCCAGCGAUCUUGGGUGGGCCCCUGGUGACCAUUGGGCUAUUCAUCUUCGCCUGGACAAUUUACCCUGAUGUACACUGGAUUGCCCCCAUCAUCGGCAGUGCUCUAUUCGGUGCAGGGACCAUCCUGGUCUACUCAGGAAUUUUCACCUUCCUAGUCGAUGCCUAUCCCACCUUCGCAGCCAGCGCGCUAGCAGCGAACAGCUUCACCCGAUCAGCAUUUGGAGGCGUCUUCCCCCUGUUUGGGAUCCAAAUGUACAACAACCUGGAUUACCAUUGGGCAACCUCGCUACUGGCUUUUUUGACCCUUGCCAUGGCCCCUUUCCCGUACAUCUUCUUCAAGUACGGGCCUCGCAUUCGCAAGCAUAGUCGCUUUGCGACACAGCAGACGUGA